This is a messenger RNA of Hippocampus comes (tiger tail seahorse), 2004 nucleotides long. It is a transcript of the gene orc2, whose product is annotated as origin recognition complex, subunit 2. Gene Ontology annotation, molecular function: DNA replication origin binding. Lineage: Eukaryota; Metazoa; Chordata; Actinopteri; Syngnathiformes; Syngnathidae. The coding region runs from base 229 to 1959 and encodes 576 amino acids. Gene Ontology annotation, cellular component: nuclear origin of replication recognition complex; nucleus. Gene Ontology annotation, biological process: DNA replication. The record is from RefSeq and is a predicted model, not a curated record. The transcript has 15 exons.
UUUGACCUGUCACGUGGUUUAAAACUUCAGCGUGAUGGCGCGGAAACCUGUCAGAGCACACGGUUUUAUCAAUUCUGACCGGUAGGGUCAUUAUCAUUCAGUUACUCCUGCCGAAGAAAUUUGCCGAUUUUUGCUCGUUUAUGUCCAUCGAGUGUCACCGUUUGCACGUCUCUGUGUGUUGUGCUAUAACGUAAUCGAUCAAUCUUCUGCAAGCCUGUUCCUUCAGCCAUGAGUGUGUUGGAGGUGAAGUUCAUUGGGGAUGGAGAUGUUCUGGAACACAUCGUGGACAAGCAGGAGGAGGUGCAAAGCGGUUCUGGCACAGUUCAGAAGAUGGUCACCUUCAAGAGCCCGAUGGGACGGCGAUCCAGAGACGAUCCAGAAGUGAAGGAGGGGGAUGAACGUGGCCUCCUUGAUGAGCAGAACUAUGUUCAAGCUCUUUGUGCAGGAAACACAGAAGAUGACGAAGAUAUGUCCAGAGUUGGAGGAUCGUCCAUUUUCACUUUUCAGAAAAACAAACGAAGCCAUAGCAUGGCCCAGACUGCAAAUGAAUUGGCCCGAACCCCAGGGAAAAGUGUGAGCUUCAGCACCACUCCCAACGUCGAGCCCUCAACACCCACUCGGGCAGGGCGCAGCCAGAGAAAUGAAAAACAAACUUCACAGAGGCGCAAAAGGGUGCAGUUUGUCUCCACAACACCACACAGGCUGAGGAAGAGAAUGUCAAAUCCCAGCCUUCGAUCAGACAGCGACAGUGAGUUUUCACCCUCCGACUCUGGGGAAGAAGAGGAUGGGGAUGAAGUCACGGUGGACGAAGAACAGAAAGUCAAGAAAGACAACAGCGGGAACAAGACCCCAAGAACGCCUCGCAAAGCUUCAUCGGCAGCACUCUACAAGACCCCCGCCAAAAAGGGCAAGGGCACGUCUGAACCCGUCAACCAGCCUACCAUGGUUGAGGAGUAUUUUGAGGCCCACGGCAGCUCAAAAGUCUUAACGUCGGACCGCACACUCGAGCGUUUACACACACCUAAAUUGGACAGGGAGACGCUGACCCAGCUUUUAGAAGGAAAACCUUCCCGCUACCUUGCAGAGAUCCAGAACCUCCACGACAAACACAAAAAGCACUUUAGCAAAUGGAUGCUGCAGCUACAGUUGGGAUUCAGCGUGCUGCUCUACGGUUUGGGCAGCAAGAAAGAUCUGCUGGAGGAAUUUCGGUUUUCUCACUUGUCUGAAGAGAUGCACCUCGUGAUCAACGGGUUCUUCCCUUCCAUCACGCUGAAAUCGAUUUUGAACACUUUGACAUGUGAAGUCCUUGAGCACCAGGGGAGUUUCCGAACGCCGUCCGACCAGAUCCAGUACAUCGCCCAAACCCUUCGAGACCGGCCGCAACUUCACAUCUACGUGUUGAUCAAUAAUAUUGAUGGACCAAUGCUGCGAGGAGAAAAGACCCAGAGUGCCUUGGGGCAACUGGCAUCCCUCCCCAACAUUCACUUGGUGGCUACUAUUGACCACAUCAACGCUCCUCUUGUGUGGGACCAGUUUCAGCAGAGUCAGUUUAACUGGUUGUGGUGGGAGUGUGUGACAUUCAAGCAUUACACAGAAGAGACGUCGUAUGAAAACUCUCUGCUGGUGCAGCAAACGGGGGCUCUGGCUCUGUCUUCCCUGACGCACGUUCUCCGCAGCUUGACCCCAAAUGCACGAGGUAUUUUCAAAUUGCUGGUGAAAUUUCAGCUGGAAAACAAAGACAAUCCUUCAUACGCAGGAUUGUCAUUCCAAGAUUUUUACCAGCGUUGUCGGGAGUCAUUCUUAGUGAACUCUGACCUCACUCUGAGGACUCAGCUGACCGAGUUCAGAGACCACAAACUGAUACGAACGCGCAAGGGUGCAGAUGGUGUGGAGUACCUGAUGGUUGCCGUGAAUGCGAGCACAUUGUUGGACUACUUGGAGAAUGAGGAUGCUGACUGAGAUGAUCGCUAUGAAUUGGACUGAUUUUCUUUUUUCUGGCCAACA